Messenger RNA from Colletotrichum truncatum, 1437 nucleotides. The record is from RefSeq and is a predicted model, not a curated record. NCBI's taxonomy places the organism in Eukaryota, Fungi, Ascomycota, Sordariomycetes, Glomerellales, Glomerellaceae.
AUGUCUCUUUACGCUCUUCCCUACAAUGGCACCACAGGAGAGGCUGAUGCCGGCUACUCCGCCGAUGUCAAGGACCUCAAUGUUUUCUACGAGUCCGGAGACAUUGCUUGGAUCAUGGUCUGCUCAGCACUUGUGUUGCUCAUGAUUCCCGGUGUCGGCUUCUUUUACUCGGGUCUUGCUCGCCGCAAGUCGGCCUUGUCGCUCAUCCUAAUAUCCAUGAUAUGCGUCGGAGUGGUGGCCUUCCAAUGGUUUUUCUGGGGCUACACGUUGACCUUCUCUCACACCGGGUCCGUCUUCCUUGGAGACAUGUCCAACUUUGGCCUCAAGGAUGUCGUAGCUCAACCUUCCGUUGGCUCUACUAAGCUUCCGGAUAUUUUGUUCUGCCUGUACCAAGGCAUGUUCGCUGCUAUUACCCCUGCCCUUGCUCUUGGUGCCAUCGCCGACCGUGGCCGUAUCCUUCCGGCCAUGGUAUUCGCCUUUAUCUGGGCCACCAUCGUCUAUGACCCCAUUGCGUACUGGACUUGGAACGGCAACGGCUGGCUGUUCACCCUUGGUUCGCUCGAUUUCGCCGGUGGAACUCCUGUUCACAUCUCAUCCGGUGCCGCCGCCCUCGCUUACUCCUUGAUGCUUGGCAAGCGCACCGGCUACACCAAGCUACAUGGCCUCCCGUACCGUCCCCACAACGUCACCCAUGUUGUUCUGGGAACCGUUUUCCUCUGGGUCGGUUGGUUCGGCUUCAACGGCGGUUCUGCCCUUGCCUCCAACAUCCGAGCUGUCAUGGCCUGCUUCAACACCAACCUUGCUGCUGGUGUCGCUGGCGUGACUUGGAUGCUCCUCGACUACCGCCUCGAGAAGAAGUGGUCCACCAUCGGCUUCUGUUCCGGUGCCAUUUCUGGACUUGUUGCCAUCACUCCCGGUGCCGGUUUCGUCACCCCUUGGGCUUCGGUCAUCUUCGGAAUCGUUGGCGCCAUCUGCUGCAACUUCGCCACCAAGCUCAAGUUCCUCAUCGGUGUCGACGACGGCCUGGACGUUUUCGCUGUCCACGGUGUUGGCGGAAUCGUGGGCAACCUUUUGACGGGCAUCUUUGCUGCCUCGUACAUUGCUGCCCUCGACGGUGCCCUCGAAAUUGACGGUGGCUGGAUUGAACAGAACUACGUCCAGCUCGGAUACCAGCUUGCCGGUUCCGUCGCCGGAUUCGUCUGGUCCUUCUGCCUGACGUGCCUCAUCCUUUUCAUUCUGAACUUUAUCCCCGGCCUUAGCCUCCGUGUCAACGUAGACGAUGAAGAUCUCGGCCUUGACGACUGCCAGCUUGGAGAGUUUGCCUACGACUAUGUCGAGGUAACCCGCCACGUUUCUGACAUUGUCCCCAGCAGCAGUAGCCACGACAAUGUUGCCGGCAGCUCCGCUCACGGCUCCCUCCCUGAGAAGACCGUCUAA